Molecule: messenger RNA, 4727 nt
Organism: Sceloporus undulatus (fence lizard)
Lineage: Eukaryota; Metazoa; Chordata; Lepidosauria; Squamata; Phrynosomatidae
Gene: CAPN10
Product: calpain 10
Exons: 14
Coding region: 286-2121 (611 amino acids)
Biological process (GO): proteolysis
Cellular component (GO): cytoplasm
Molecular function (GO): calcium-dependent cysteine-type endopeptidase activity
Source: RefSeq, a predicted model, not a curated record
AGGAGGCGCCCAGGGUUGCUUCGUGUUCUGUCUCUGGUGGAUGCACAGACCAUCAUCCUCUCCUUUGGCUUUAUGAGAAGGGAAAGGCUGGCCAUUGCUUGUGGCUGCAUCAGAUGCAGCCCAGGCCUUUUCUGGAAGAAACCAGGGAAGCCCUGGCUGCUGCCUCGGUCAAAGGUUCUUCAUGAGUUGACUAUGAUAUCUGAAGGAGAUUGCUGCUAAAAGUGAGGAAGAGGAAGUAGAAGCAUGACUUAAAUCAGAGUCCUGUGGUUUUGGAAGUCACUGCAAAUGACCGCUUUACGGAAGAUGCUGGGAGACAGGGUGCUGACGGAGGUCAAGGGAGACCUUUACAAGGACCUCUCCUUUCCAGCGAAUGAUGACUCCCUUUUUUUUAACUACUCGACUCCACUGGCUCAUUUCCGAGGAGAGAUUUGUUGGCUGAGACCUCAGGAGAUUUGCUCUCUACCUCGCUUGUUUUCAGACAAUCAUUACGAAUGGCAAGUCAAGCAAGGGAUGCUGGGAGAUUGCUGGUUCCUGUGCGCUUGUGCCGCUUUACAGAAGAGUAAAUACCUUUUAGCCAAGGUGAUACCUCCUGGUCAGCCCAGCUGGAGAGAUGAGAAGUACAGAGGCUGCUUCACUUGCCGCGUCUGGCAGUUUGGCCACUGGGUGGAGGUCACCAUAGAUGACCGCCUGCCUUGCUUGGGAGGCAAACUCUGCUUCUCCCAGUGCCAGACGGAGGAUGUCUUUUGGCUUCCCCUGCUAGAAAAAGCUUAUGCCAAGGUACAUGGCUCUUACGAGCAGCUCUGGGCCGGCCAGGUUGCAGAUGCGCUUGUGGACCUGACCGGAGGUUUAGCAGAAAGGUGGGCCCUAAAAGACCUUGGCCGAAGCACCGAAAGGGAGCGGGCAGGCAAAGUCUUGGAGAAAUCGGUCUUUAGGAGACUCAUGAACCUGAAGGAGAAAUGUGUGAUGAGCUGCUCUGUCUUCAGCUCUCGGCAAGGGACCAGUGAACUGGGGGAGUUCCAUGCCUUCAUUGUUGUCGACAUGCAAGACCUCUCCAAAGUGUCCAGGAAGGAUAUUAUCUUAUUGAGGAUACGCAACCCCUGGGGGAGACGCUGUUGGAAGGGGCCUUGGAGGGAGGGGGGACCUGGAUGGAGCCAGCUAGACCCAGUGGUUGCUACAGAACUGUUGUCCCAGAUCCAGGAAGGAGAAUUCUGGGUAGAAGAGGAGGAAUUUUUUGCCGAAUUUGAUGAGAUCAUCACCGGGUACCCGAUUACGGAAGAAGGGCAGCUGCAAAGCCUUUACACUGAAUAUUGCAAGAUGUUGCUCAGCCCAUUUGCCAACAGUUUUCUGCUUUUGCAUUUGCCAGUGAUGUCUUUGAAAACAGUUGAAAAGAAACAGUUUAACCUUCCCAAGACGCUCUCCAUGCCCCCAAUUUCAGGCACUGUUUGCCAUUCCUACAACCGGGAGGUGCACCUGCACUGCGACCUCUCGCCUGGCUAUUACCUUGUUGUCCCAAGCACCUUCCUCAAUGAUGCUGAAGGAAACUUCCUCCUUCGGGUCUUCUCCAGCGGACGAAUCUCCCUCAGCGAAAUAAAACUGCCAUCGCCUGACAAUACUGUCCGUGAAGAGCUGCCCAGAGGCGAGUGGGAGACGGCCCGGCUGGAGGGCUAUUGGAGGAAAGGGCAGAACGCCGGGGGCAGCAGGAACUUCCCUUCCUUUCACACCAACCCCUGCUUUCCGCUGUUGGUCCCUCCAGGUUUGGGGCAGAGAAGCAUCAGGGUAGCCCUCCGCCAGCACUGCCCAGACAACAAGUGCCACCCAAUUGGGUUUCAUAUCUUCCAGGUUCCCACGGAUAACAACAACAUCAAAAUGCCUUCAACAGCUUUCUUGCACUUGGAGCCAGUGGUUAGUUGUGUACCUCACAGCUACUCACAGGAAGUAAGCCAAGUAUGCCGACUGACUUCAGGAAAUUAUGCCAUCGUUCCAUCAACAUACUUACCUGAUACGGAAGGCACCUUCACAGUUAUUGUAGCAACCAAAAUAGAAAGGAAAAGCAUUCAGAGCAAGGAGACCUUGGGUCAAAGGUUGCAAGAGAUCUCCUUUAAAGCUGUGAUGAAAGUGUAGUUUGGAAUUCCAGUAUCCAUCAGGGGGAAAACCAUAAUACAGUAAUAAUUGCAAAGCCCUUUUCUCUUUGAAAUGAAAGGAUCAAGGAACGUCAGGUCCAGCGAAUGUCUUGGUGCAGCAGCAUCUGGCUCUCAUUCCCAACUUUUCUGUAAAACAAACUCACAAACCUUUCCAUUUAUUAAUUUUUCAAAUAAGAUGCCCAUUUGAACUUCAGCCUGGGUUGCCAUCGCUUGCCAGGGAUUUCCAUGGACUUUGCUCCGUGUGCUUCUCUUCCAGCUCCUCCUGCUUAUCUGGGGAAGGAUGAUGUUGUCCUUGUUCUGUGUCCAAAUUCUUUUCUAUUCAUUUCUCUAUGUAUCUGGUGUGUGUUCAUAGUAAAGGCUGCUUCUGGUUUCAUACGGAAAGAAUAAUGGUUGGGGGAAAGAGGCUUGGGAGAAAAAUUGGGGUUUUUUUGCAGGAAAGAUUUGUUUUUAACAGAAGAAGGUUGUAAUAAAUAAUAGCUGGAUUUUUUAUUAUUAUUAUUAUUAUUUAUGCCAGAUUCCUUUAGGCCUGCUCAGAUCUUGGAAGAGUUGUUAUUUUGGGGGAGUAUAACUUCCAGAACCUCCCAGCCCAGUUUUAAAAAAUGUUGCUGGGGAUUCUGGGAGUUGGAGUUCCCAGUGUUUCCAAGCUUUGGGAUGCUAUCCCCCAUUUACUUAUUUAUUUAUUUCAUUUCAUUUCAUUUCAUUUCAUUUCAUUUGAAGUUGCACACUGCUUGCCUAGUACUUGACAAUCCUCAUUUUUCCCCACCCUGCGCUAUGAAGGCAAUAAAUACACGAUUUCUUCAAUAUUAAACCUCCCUCUAUUCUGCUGGGGAGAUGACAAUGAUGAUGAUACUAAUCAUGAUUUGGAGCCAUGAUGAUACUAAUACACUAGUCUGUGAUACUGGUGAUGCUAAAGAUGAGGAGGAGGAGGAGGAAGAAAAGGACUUGGAAUGAUCCCUCUGUGCCUUGCAUCUUCUUCCAUGUCAGCGGUGCAGUGAAACUGCUCUCAGUUUCAUUUCCAUCCUUUCAAAGAGCUAUUUUGCGAGUGGGGAUCAUCACCCAAUGGGGAUUCAAGGUUUGGCUACAACCCUGGAGACCAGGGUUCGAAUCUCCACUCGACCGUGGAAAUCCAUUGGGUGUCCUUGGGCAAGACAUACUCUCACAUCCUCGGAGAAAGGCAAAAGCAAGAAGAAACCUGGCCAAGAAAACCCCAUGAAAGAUUUGCCUUGGGGGUCACCAUAAGCGGGAAAUGAUUUGAAGGUGCACCACAACAAUAAUCAGCGCCUUGGCCAACUCCUUUAAGGUCUGCAAUGAAUCCCACAGUGGAGUCACUGAACGCCUUGAAUUUGAAGUCUUAAAGGAAACCAAGAGGGGAUUCGCUGUACUCGACAUGGAAAGCUGUGUUUGCAUUCAACCUAAACAAGGCCCUGCUAAACUGGCUCCAUAUGUCCUCCUUACUCCUCCAAUGCUGAAUUUCCUUGGUACCUUUACUUGCUUCCCACUCCAUAGAGUUCAUGUCUUGCACCCUGGUCUUCACCUUUAGACUAUGGGACUUCUCUUUGCUCAGUUGAAGUAACACUGGAAAGAAAGAAAGCCCCUUCCCAAACGAUGGCUUUAGUACUAGCACUAUGUAAUACAGGCAUCCUGAGUUUAUUUGGCAGGUUAGGAACCAGGGCACUGUCAAAAAGGGGAACUGGUUGAAAAGAGGAAUCCAGUCUUUUUUAAAGCUUGCAAAUGCAAGACUCAGUGCUGCAUGGGGCCAAAUUGACCAAGAGGGAAAAAACAGCACAUCAAGCAGGCAGAGUCUGCAUCUGCACUGCAGAAAUAAUCCAGUUUGUCACCACUUUAACUGCCAUGGCUCAACACUGUGGAAUCCUGUGGUUUGUUGUGGUACCAGUGCUCUCUGACAGAGAAGGCUAAACGACUAGCAAAACUACAGUUCCCAGAAUUCCAUAGCAUUGAGCCAUGACAGUUAAAGUGGUGUCAAGCUGGAUUAUUUCAGCAAUGCAGAUGCAGCCAGAAAGGGGGAAAAGCAGCGUGUGGCUAAAAGAGCAAACCAGAAACCGAAAGUGUGGUACAUGGCUAUAAUUUAGAUCAGUCAAAACAGAAUGUCAGAAAAUUAGUUCUCAAAAAACAGGGGAGGCUUGUACUAGUUUUACCUGUAUAAUUAAUAUCAAAUAUUGUCUUCCCGUGACGGAGGCAUAAAGUUUCUGAACAUUUAUUGCAGCUAUUAAACAAGUGUAAGUUAUUCAAUGAAUUAAACAAGGAAGCUUUUUUCAGAAGGCCUUCAUUGGAAAUGAGAAAUGAUCUUCUGUAAAAGCUGGAGAUGAUGAUCCGGGUAAAAGGGCAGGAAUUGUGUGUGUGAUGGAUUUUUAGGCAAAAUAGUUUAAAGUUAUUAUUUGAUGAGGGUUUAUGCCUCCUUUUGUGUGCAGGCAACUGUGUUUUCAAUAGACUUUCCUGUCAUCUUUCCUUGGAAAGCAUUUCAAUGUGCAGUUUGGAAAUAUGCAUUUUUAAAAAAUGAAGAAGGCGGUGGUUGAAAUGUCUUUUGGGAAAAAAAUUAAAAUGUUCAGCGGCAUCUUUUAAGCACAA